AUGGGCUUCAAUAGUUCAUACAUUCGUUUCUGGGCUGGUUUGGCCAUAUCACUCUCUUUCAACUCAAUUAGCCAGUCUGCGUUCAUCCCCUUCAUCGAUGGGGCAAAGGCUGCGCAACAGGUGACCGUAAAGGAUAUCUCCACUCUUGAUAACGCCAAAGUUGUGAAAGAUAUCAAUGCCGCCUCGGAUUCGGAAAAAGGAAAGGUUCUUUUGAUGUUUGACAUUGAUGGAACCUUGAAAUCUCACCUGGAUAAAUAUAAAGAAAAAAUCAAUCCCUGGGUGCACGAUCUCCUCGGCUCUUUGUCCCAAGACCCAAGAUUUGCGGUAUACUUGAACACUGGGAGGUCAGACGAAUCCCUGCGCGCCAGCUACAAAGGAGAUGAAUUCAAGCAAAUGGGGUGGUAUGCUGAGCACGGUACACUCUUCAGUGCUCCUGGAGAUUCAAAGGCAACAGACUUACGAGACAGAACUCAAAGGCAAUGGCUUGGUAGUACAAUGGAGCUCAUAGAGGUCAGCAAGUCUGAUGGCAAAGAAUUAUGGCCAGGUAAAGCGUCAAGGGACCAAGCAAAACAGGCCACUAUUUCUUUCACCACGAGGCACCCGAACAAAGAAUUUGACCAAUUCUUCGAAGACCUCAAGGAAAAGCUGAAAGAAACAUCUGUAGUUACUCAACACAAGGAGACAAAAACCUUGAUUGAGGUCACACCAAUAGGUAUUAACAAAGGAACAGCAGUUGAUCAUUUGAUGAGGCAAAAACAAUAUGAUCUUGCGCUGGCAGCUGGAGAUGAUGAGCGGGAUUUCACAAUGCACGAAAGAAUUCGACAGAAUAUGAUGGAAGCGAAAAAAAAGGCUUAUUCCAUCAUCAUCACACAGGAUUCUGAAAAGCCAACCGCGGCAAAUUACAAACUUGGACACUUUCAUGAUUUCGUGCGAGAUCUACUAGCAGAAUUGUCACCUGGUUACAAGAACUCAUAUCCAUUGAGAAAGUCACCGUCAAUGCCGUGGACACAAUCUGUUAAACUCAAAAAUGAAAAUGAUGAAAUUCAUCAAGUAAUUCGGUAG
Messenger RNA from Melampsora larici-populina 98AG31, 1062 nucleotides. RefSeq lists its product as uncharacterized. The transcript is spliced from 5 exons. NCBI's taxonomy places the organism in Eukaryota, Fungi, Basidiomycota, Pucciniomycetes, Pucciniales, Melampsoraceae. The coding region runs from base 1 to 1062 and encodes 353 amino acids. Gene Ontology annotation, molecular function: catalytic activity. Gene Ontology annotation, biological process: trehalose biosynthetic process. The record is from RefSeq and is a predicted model, not a curated record. Gene Ontology annotation, cellular component: cytosol; alpha,alpha-trehalose-phosphate synthase complex (UDP-forming).